This is a messenger RNA of Dermochelys coriacea (leatherback sea turtle), 12000 nucleotides long. RefSeq names its product low density lipoprotein receptor class A domain containing 4 (gene LDLRAD4). Gene Ontology annotation, cellular component: early endosome membrane; Golgi membrane. Gene Ontology annotation, molecular function: R-SMAD binding. Gene Ontology annotation, biological process: negative regulation of transforming growth factor beta receptor signaling pathway. The transcript has 4 exons. Bases 1075 to 1896 code for a protein of 273 amino acids. NCBI's taxonomy places the organism in Eukaryota, Metazoa, Chordata, Testudines, Dermochelyidae. The record is from RefSeq and is a predicted model, not a curated record.
AGCAUACAGUAGAAAACUGUGUGUGUGUGUGUGUGUGUGUGUGUGUGUGUGUGUGAGAGAGAGAGAGAGAGAGAGAGAGAGAGAGAGAGUGUUUCUAGUGUGCUUAUGACAUCCUCAGUUUCCAAUGCGGAGCUUAGUUAAAAGAGCAUGUGUUAGCAACUCCCAAUAGUUGGAGACCUCUGGCAAAGAGUGAGACAGAGGGAGGGAGCAUUAGCAGUCUUGACUAAAGUAGUGAGUGCAGUGUUCUGGGCAUGGAAUGACGCACGUAUUUUGCUGGAUCAGAAAUGCGGAAGAAUUAGAAGCCUCUAAGUGUCAACUAGUCUUGGUUUAAAGAGCAAAGCAGCAUAGCUACGAAGCUGUUAUCUGUGUGGUGCUGGUAAGAUAUACAUUCUUUGACUUCUUUCUUUCUCGCUCGCUCGUUUUCUUCCCUUCCUCCCUACCAUUUUCCUCCUCUCAAGGCCUACAUAGCACAAGGCUUUUUGACAGGGAUCAAGGGGGAAACAAUUUGUUUGGCCUUUGGUUAGCCUACAGAUUUUCUUUUUCUUUAAUUUUUUUUAAAAUCCUUUUUUGUUUUACGUUUAGUCUGAAGCAAAAAGAUUGUAUCUAGUCAGAGUUGAAAUGCUCUUUUCUUGUCUCUAUGUGUGUGUGUGUAUGAAUACACACGCAGUCUAUGUAUGUACAUUUUUGAGUAAACAAGAGUAAAAGUCCAUUUCAGCUGGCCUGAAGAUAUGAGGCCUUGGAGAGACUAUCUGUUUCCACAACGGCCCCAAGUUCCUGUUACAUUACAUGUUGCUCUCUGCUGAUGGCAGUUGAUAAUUGGUAGCCACAGUCUGUGGUCUGAGCGCAGCAUUUUGUCUAGCACCUGGGCUGGGCCCUGCUGAUAUACAGUGGAGUGAGAGAGACACACACACACACAGACAGAAAAUAAGCUAGCUGUAACUGUGCAACUCUGAGUGAGCGGCCUCAAGGGGAUAUUGCCUCACUGCAUGGAACUUACCUGAGGCUGACUGGUGAUGCUGUGUGUGCUGGGGGGUUCACAGAGAGGCUUGAAUCCCUUUUCCAGAGGACACGAUUAUGUCCAGUGAACAGCGUAACAGUACAGCGUUGAAGGAUGCUCAGUUAAAAGACCUGUUGUUGGAAAAAGCUGAACUGGAGUUUGUUCAGAUAAUCAUUAUAAUCGUGGUGAUAACUGUUAUGGUGAUAGUGAUCAUCUGCCUUUUGAACCAUUACAAACUCUCAACACGUUCUUUCAUCAACCGACAGAGCCAAAACAGGAGGCAGGAAGAAACUUUGCAGCCGGAAGGGUGCUUGUGGCCUUCAGACAGCUCAGUGUCACGACAAGGUGCUUCAGAGAUCAUGUAUGCCCCAAGGUCCAGGGACAGGUUUACCGCUCCAUCAUUCAUGCAGCGGGACCGUUUCAGUCGCUUCCAGCCAACCUACCCUUACAUGCAGCACGAGAUUGACCUUCCUCCAACCAUCUCCCUCUCUGAUGGAGAAGAGCCACCACCAUACCAAGGGCCAUGCACGCUGCAGCUCCGGGACCCAGAACAGCAGAUGGAACUCAAUCGAGAGUCUGUCAGGGCACCACCCAACAGAACCAUUUUUGACAGUGACUUGAUAGACAUUUCAACAUACAAUGGGGGCCCAUGCCCACCAAGCAGCAAUUCGGGCAUAAGUGCAACCAACUAUAGCAGUAAUGGAAGGAUGGAAGGACCACCCCCAACAUACAGUGAGGUCAUGGGUAAUUACCCAGGCUCCUCUUUUUUCCAUCACCAGCACAAUAAUGCGCCUCCUUCAUCACAGAGGGGGAGCAGACUUCAGUUUCAGCAGAACAAUUCAGAGAGCACAAUAGUCCCUAUUAAAGGCAAAGACAGGAAACCAGGAAACCUUGUCUAAGUUAUUUUCCCAGGUGCACUUGAACUGAAGACAAGAGAAUCAAACAGGAAUGUGGAGGAAAAUUCCCACAUUCCUGUGCACAAUGUUGUUAAGUUACACGUGGUACAAUGUAGUAAAACCAAACGUGCAAACCAGUUCGUUCUGAUUCAUUUCAGAGGAAUUGCAUGCAAAGUGGAUUGAGAUAAUACAAACUUCCAUUCAGUUUGGCCAUGAGCAGUGUUUUGAGGGAAAAUAUAUAUUAUUUUUUUUAAAUAAACUAUUUGAAUUAUUUAAUUCUAAAAGGAAACUUAGCACAGAAAUUAGGCUUGUACAGCCUGUUUUAUAUUAACUGAAUGGCAGAAAAAAGAAAAUGAGAAGAAAGUUUUGCUAGGUAAAUGGGGGAAGAAUCGGCCAGUUUGCUUUUUUCUCCCAAGGUGUGGAAUUUUUUUUAUAUGAAUCAAAAUUCCUGUUUUGUGUGCCAAGGUGUAAAGUUGAGAAAUUAGAUGAAUGCAAGGAGUUAAUUUGUGUUGUGAAAAAUGUGUUUUAAAAAGUUGCACUAUCUUAAUGUUUUAAAAAAUAUAUAUAUGAGGGAACUGUUUUACGUGAAGUUCUUCUAUAUGUUGUCUUUUCAAAACCUGUGGAAUAAUGAUUAGACCCCAGGAGUAAUCUGGAGGAGUUUGCCCCAUCUGGUAUUUGUCACUGAAAGGGGAUUGUUGAAUUUAGCCUAACACCUAUUGAUUUACAUAAUCAGGCAAUACAGGGACACUUAACGUUAUUAUCUUUGCAGUAAUUUGCAUUAAAAUAACAGUACAUCAAUGAAGUGUCUUGGAGACUUUUGGAUGGAAGUAAGCAAACAUGAAAUUCCAGCAUUUCACAUCACUUAGGUUAUUAUACAGUUUAGGCCAUUUGUUUCAUUAAAAGUAAAACAAAAUCCCAGAUAUACUAAUUUAUAUUAAUUAUUAACAAAGCACUGUAAUUUCUUUCCUCCUUUUCACAAUGCAGUAUCGUUAAUACUUAAGGUUUUAGAGAUGUUGUCUUCAGUGUAGCCUAUAUUUAGUCACAUAUCCUGACAUUAUGCAAUAAAUUGUUUAAAAAUGCAAGGUGGUUCUGUCCCAUCCCCCCCAGAAUGCAGUUAAAAUAUGUGACUCUUUCUUGUGCAUUUACUGUCCAAUUUCUAUUUAAAUUCUGUACUGGAGAAUUUUACGCUAAUCCUGUUUACGCAAAUGAACAUCAGUAACCAUACCCAUAUCAGUUUCUGCAACACAUGUGAUACUUUUUACAGUGCUAGUGAUAUUGGCAAUGGUUUCUGCGGCAUUAGAAAGCCAUUAGAAGUGACUUGGUAGCCCUGGUUAAUCUCACUAUAAGCCAUUAGCCUUUUCGUAUGGGCCUGAUCCCACAAAUCCUUACUCAUGCACAUAAUCCCAUUGAGCCCAAUGGGGCUAGGCACAUGGGUAAAGAUUACUCACGUGCGUGUGUGUGUGUAGGAUCUGGCCCUAUUUUUGUAAUUCUGGUCUUAAAGUAAUUGGAAGAUAUGUGUCUGCCUGACGAAUGUUGCUUAGGGUUUUGCUUUCUUUCCAUGGUUAGCUUCUGUGCCGAAGCUAAUGUAAGAUUUGGAAGUCAAUUGAACAAUAGUGACUUCAAGAGCACACAGAAAUAGCACAACAUGCACUUAAAAUGCAUUUUGGAAAUGGACUUUAAAAGAAAAAAAGAAUCUUUAGAGUCUUAGUUGUAAUAUUCCUAAUAUAUAUAUGUAGUAGAAUUUUCACUGUAAGGUCUCACUUUUUCUAUGGUCUUAAGCCUAGUGCUUUGUUAACAGCAGCAACCAACAAGUGCAUCAAAUGCACUGCAGAAAAGUACUGUACUGUACAGCACCUGUUCCGAUUGCUGGAGAUUGGAUUUCUGUGUGACUUCUACAUACUACAGGGCUUGAUUGAAACAUUGAUUACUGAAGUGAAUCUUUGAUCUAUGCAGAGUUUUAAUGCCAAAACAGCGUGUGUGUAUGCAUGUGUGUGUUCAUUUUAUGGGUCUCUGUAUAGAUAACUUCCUUAGUGAGGUGACUUUGUACUAUUCUAGCUUGAUGACUAUUGGAAUAACUAUAUUCUGAACAGACAGCCCCAUUUAUAACUGAUCAGAAUCUGAAUUGUCCCUGGUAAUGCAAAGUGAACCCUUUUUAUUUAUGUAGCUAUAUUUGAGGGGAGAAGUAGGAGACUGGAUUUAGCACAGACCCUAGCACAGAUGUUUAUGGGAUGACUGACUAGCUGUCUGUCGAUUAUAGCUCUUGCCUUUUAUAGUUUCUGGGAGUAAUACAUCUUGGAAUUAGGAAUUUACAGACGACCUGUGGGUUUAGGCCAGAGGCAGUAUCCACAAUUUAAGUCACUUCAGUGAGUUUGUUGCUAUUAAAGGUGAGCAGAAAUAUGUUGUUGCCUAGAUCAGGAUUAUUCAGCCCUGAGGCAUCUAGGUCAGAGAACAAAUGGAAAUCAAUUGUCAUUCUGUCAGGGAACCACUGGGCCAGGAGAAGGGCAGGUGAACAGUCCUGGGCAUUGGACCAGUUUGAAUACAAGCUGUCCCACUGCUCUGCAGAUCUCAUUAAGGCCACAUCUACUGACUUCAAAGCCACCUCUUGGGAACGUAUCUUCUUUGAGGAUAACUCUUUACCAUCUUUCCACCUAGUGUCCCAGUGUGUUGGUAUAACUCCCAUUUACAUUGAUAGAUGUGAUGCAUCCACAUACAGAAGAAAACACCUACCAAAGUGGUCUGUUAGGUUUCCUUGAACUAGGGUUACAAACGCUGCAGAAGAAGUAACACAUUUUCUCAACUCUGCAAAAAGCGAUUUUUAGACUUCAUUCUGAUUAUAUCUUAAUGAAUGUUAGUAAUCUCUGAGGUGGAUUCUGCCAUUAUGCCAUUCUGCCAAACUAUUAAAUUGAUAUAUGUUGUACAGAUUAUCACAUGGGUAAAACUCCACAUACAUGGUUCAUUUUUGUGUGUGUGUCCAUGUACGUAUAUUAUAUAUAAAAUACACACAAAUAUACCACAUAUGUAGAGGUUUUUAUCCUCUGACUGCCUUACUUGCCCUCUGCCCAAUAACCUAUCAUCCCCAAGAUUUAUUCAAAUACUCCAUAUUUCUGAGCAACUUCAAACAGCUGUUACUUUAAAAAAAGUAAUCUGUCAGAAAUAGAUAUUCCCUCCUCCUCCUCCUCUCUCCACCUCAAAUGUAGAAUUCCUCCUCAAAAUUAUCCUGUUCCAAGGCCCAGGCUGGACAAGUUUCAGCUGUUGGACUGGUGUCAGCUUUUCUAGUUAGAAAAAUGUCUAAUCUUCAGUGUACGUUGCCUGGUGGUCUUACAGGGCUAGGAAAGGAAGAGGGGAUUACAAACUUCCCAGUGGGAUACAUAUCACUUACUUCUAGCCCUGGAAUUACAGAAAAAUCUCUCAAGCCUAUUUUUAGAGGUUUUCCUGGCUCCUUCUGAGCACGGCGCAGUUGGCCUCCUGGUAUGUGAGGCACCUGACUUUAAGGUAUGAAUGAGAGAUGAAAAAUAGUCCCAAUAAAGAUGUUAAAAGCUCUCUCAAGUAUUUUUAAGAUAGCAUUUCUGUAAGAUGUAUGGCAUAUAGAGAAUACAUGAUACUGUGAUGUGAUAGGAAGGUUUGGUCAUCAUUAGUUUGGGAUGAUUUCCAUACACCCUACUCAUGGCUUUGUCAUUCAUGAGCAAUGCAUCUAACUCAAACUCAUGCUGAUAACAUUUUACCAUACUGUUGUUCACUCUCUGUAUGUGAGAAAACACGCACACGUUCUAUGUAUGCAGUCAUUAUCAACAGAAUAACUUCUUUUCUUUUUGUUUCUUCAACCAUGGAAUUAAUUGGAACCGUGCAAUUAAUUGCAUUUAUUUUGCACCUUUGUCCUCAUUUUCAUUCUGCCCACUAAUCCAUCCCAGUUGGAGCUACUUCUGAUGUUCCAAAUCUCAAUACUACUAGUGUCAAAUGAAAAAGAGCCUGCCACUAAAAUUUUUCCCAUAACUGUGGCUUGGGUGAAAACGGGGAUUGAAAUUACACUGCUGCAAGAAUAGCACAAUUCACUAGGAAAAAAGCUUUAGCCCAGUGAAGAACUCAAAGUGCAGGCUUUCUAGUGUUCUCCUGUAGGAAGCAUUCAUUUCUAGCCCUGACAGAGAGUGCGUCCUUGAACCUUAAAACUGACACUUGCAUUUGUGAGAAAUGUUUGAAGGUUUUAAAAAUGUUUUAUAACUAACAUGUCUCUGACUCUGAGGCCUGCACACUCAUGGUAACUAAGGCAACCUGGCUUUACAGGCAAGGACUACAAGAAAAUAGUGCCAAUCAAAAUACACACACUCUAAAAUUGUUCUUAAAAAUCUUUUAAGCAGGAGGAAUAAACAAAACACCUGCUGUUGUGUUCAAAAGGAUUAAUUGGGAUUUGGAUAUUUGGGAUUUUCCCAGAAACUCUCAUAGCUGCCCUGCCCGGGACUCAUGCCAUACGUGACCAUUGUGUGUGUGUGUGUGUGUGUGUGUGUGUGUGUGUGUGUGUGUGUUUGCCAACACAAACGUGCACACCUUCUCUCUAUCUGUUCUAGUUAUCCAGAUAUUAGUUAUUAUUCUAUAACCAACUUCCAGGGAUGCUGCAUGGGUUUAUUUUAUGUCAUAAGUCAGUUUAAAAUGUCUCUUUACUGCUAUAGUAAACUAUUUUGAAUCCUGCUGUUGAACAUGGCUCUGUUACAUGCCUGGGCAGUGACAGGUAACCACACAAAAGGUUGAAAGUGUGAGGAGCACCUGCUCUCUUCCCUUGCCCUUUGAAUAAUGUACAGUACCCUGCUUCAACCAGUUGCUCAGGUUCCCAACUCUGACAUGGGGCACUGGUGCAUCUUCCAUCCAACAGCUCUCCUCUUUAGGAUGCUUUUGACAGCAGUCCUCAUAUCUUGGGGACUGCCCUGCAGGAGACCGCUUGUACUGAGGUACUGCAGUGAAACAGAUUUUUAGAACUACAGAAGCACAUCGUCUCUAAUAAGCCUAUGUGGUACUAACAAGGGACCCACGUUUGAGAGUUGGCUCAGAUGAAGCUUUGCUUUAGGUUACUUUUGUUUUCUGUUUCAUUUAAGGGUUGUUAUAAGAAUCUUGUGAAAUAUGGUUGGCCUUUUCCAUUGUGUUCAGGGGAACACACAUGCCCCAAAACUAACUCCAGAUGUCUCACUUUUGUUUUAACCCCCUCCCUCUCCCAAGGAGGAACUGUCAUAGAAUUGUUUAACAUCUAUAGAGGCCCUUAUAGCAGCAUUUCACAUGUAAAAAACCCUUGUGGGGAUUUGUCUGAGUUACAUCAUUUCAACUUUCAGAGUUUUGUUUUAAUUUCUCUUUACUUGCUACGUUUCCUUUUUAAAUUACAAUUUACACUUCUCGUUAUGGGGUCCCACUUUAAAAUCCAGACCAAGGCCCACCUACGAAUGUUGGGUCAGGCCUGGUCUGGACUUAGCAGUUUUGCUGGCAUAGCAGUGUUGCUCGGGAUGUGAUCCCCACCCCCUUGACUAACGUAGGUAUGUCGGCAAAAGCCCAAAUGUACAUACAGUUAAACAAAUGGCACAAAAGUCCUUUUGCUAGUCUAGCAUACUCCAUUCGGGGAACUGGUAUAAGUUGCAUCUCCACCACUGGGGAUUUGCCAGUAUAUCGGUAUUCGCAAAAAGAAAAGGAGUACUUGUGGCGCCUUAGAGACUAACAAAUUUAUUUGAGCGUAAGCUUUCGUGAGCUACAGCUCACUUCAUCGGAUGCAUACAGUGGGGAGAUUUAUAUACAAAGAGAACAUGAAACAAUGGGUGUUACCAUACACACUGUAACGAGAGUGAUCACUUAAGGUGAGAUAUUACCAGCAGGAGAGCGGGGGGGAGGGGUGGGAGGGUGGGGAGGAGAAGGGGGACCUUUUGUAGUGAUGAUCAAGUAGUGGGCCAUUUCCAGCAGUUGAGCAAACCCUUCCAUGUGUAAGCAAGGCUCCGUAUAGAUGAAGUGCUUUAUCCAAAUAGUAAAUAGCAUCAAUACAAAAUGUAGAAGCCGAUUAAUGCUUUGUAAAUCAGCCACAAAUAUUUUGCUUUAAUACAUUUAAAGGCCACUAACACCUCAUUUGCAAUCAUGCACUCUACAUUUCUCUGCUCCCAAAGCAAAGCAGGGAAGGUUGAGCUUGGUUUGUACUGAAAAUGUCAAAAACUCUCCUUCUGGCUGUACUUCUGCCUUGGCAUAUUUUGUGUUACAUCUUUAGAAUAAAUACAAGCAAAGCUAGCAUCGCUUUAAUGCUAAAAUAUUUUACCUUUUUGUGUUUAAAAUGGAGAGAAACAAACAAAAAUACUUCCCCGUCCCCUCCUCCAAGAAACCCCGCCCUGCGUGUGAUUUACUGCCAGAGAUGACUGUGUCUCAUUUCUUUGCUAAAUUGCUGCUGCUUUAAAUGGGUUGGUAUGUGAGUUUUCUGAUACCCCGCGGUAUGUGUUCAGAUCUCGUGGGUGACAAGGCUGUCUUUUUCUUCAUUCUUUCUCUCUUCAGUUUGUGCUUGUCCGUCUGCUGUGGUAGGGGUAUUAAUAAAUAAAUAUAUACAUAUAUAUUAGAUAUAAUUUUGAGGAGGUUUGCAUGUUAGCAGUUUGUAAGCAACUGAGGGGCCUCAUGUUCAGGUCUGAGCAGAUAGGAAUCCGCUUGCACUCUAGGGGCCGGAUCUGAAGCUCAUUGAAGUCAAUGGAAAGACUCCUAUUGAUUUCAGUGGACUUUGGCUCAAGUCCUAUGCUCCCACCUUUGUUGUGCCUCACUUAAAAUGGUGCUUCUUCAGUUGUCUGUCUCUUCUUCUGAGUUUUAUUUGUAAGGUGCUGUAUAUAACUUGAACAUAUUAUGCACAUAUCCUACCCAAUGGGUAGAACAAACAAACAAAAAAAGACAUUGUUAAUACUGUAAGAUAAUGUAUAGAUGAUACCAAUUUUAACACAAAAAAUGGCAUCCAAUUUGUGAAUGCCUACUUACGUGCUAGGUCCUCUUUUGUAAGAGAAUUUGCAAAUGUAUGCAUACAAAUGACAAAAAGUCUAUGUAUUUUAUUUUCCUAUUAAAUAUCAAUAUAAUAUCAUAAGGGAAAAGCAGAGUUUGAACAAAUCACUUUUGACCAGCUUGUAUAUAGCAACUGGUUGUUUGAUGCAUCUUUGUGCUGAAGAUCAUUCUUUUUGUGUGUGUCACUUAAAGGAAAAAGAAAAACAAAACAAACAAACCUUCACAGCUUUAACUUUUCAACUAGAUACUUCUCUUCUUUUUUGUCAUCUUGUUUUUGCUGAGCUGAACCAGUAUUAGCUACUUCUUCUCCAGCAGAUAUUUUAUUUAUACCCUCAGUUACCUUAUUUACCUAAAAAUGAGUUAAAAGCCUAGAACCUUUUUAUCCAAACCCUAUAACACUGUAUGGGCCUUGUCUAAAUUGAGACUUGGAUGGAAACUGACCCUGCAAAUAUCAAAAGUAGGCCAACAGAGUUUUUCAAAAACAAAAACAGUCCUUGUGUUGCACCUAUAUAUGAUACACAACCCUCCCAUUCUAUACUGUGAAGGCUUGUCUGCAUUCAGGAUUCAGCAAUCAAUGUAGCUGCAGUGGUACAAACCUCAGGUAUAAUAGACAAGGAAAGCUGUAAUUUACGCUGUUUGAUCUUACCCCUGAUUGAAAGGAGAGCAUAUUGAAGUGAUUCAAUAUUCAACUUUCCUUGUUCACACUGAGGUUUGCAGCACUGCUGGACCAGUGAUAGCUGAACUGGGGCUAAUACUGAGUACAGACAAGGCCUAAACACAUCCAAGCCCAGUGAGCAGUGGUGUAAAGCCAGGUCUACACUUAAAACUUUUGCAAAUAUAAUGAUGUCUAUUCGGCGUGUGACUUAUUUUAUUUUUUAUGACAUUUUAUACCAGCAAAAGCCCAAGUGUAGACACAGUUAUAAAGGCAUAAAAGGCCUUUUGCUGGUAUACAUUUUGUCUUUCAGGAAAUUGAUAUAAGCUUUUGCCAGCAUAACCUUCGUCUACACUAGGAGGGUUUGCUGAUAUGGUUAUAUCUGUAUGGCAAACCAUUUUUCAUGUAGACAAGACCUAAGCUUUUGAUUUUGAGGAUGGGAUGGGAAUCAGUUUAUUUUUAAGGCUGACGAGCAAGAAAAGCCUUUUGUAGUUUGGCCGGCGCUUUGUUGUGCAUGGCAAGGCCCUCUCGACAGUUUGCUCCUCCAGUCUUUCCACACUUUUCAUUGUCCAUGUGCACUCUUGGCGUGGCUUGUUAGGUAAAGCGAAUACCUCAGGAAAACAAACACAAAGUUUGAGUUUAGAAUUGCAGAUAGGGAACUUAUUUUUCUAAACUGCUUGUUUUAAAUAGUCCGGGAAGGUAGACGAUAUAAAAGUUAACUGUCAAAGACUGAAUAAUCCAUUAACGAACGGCUACUUUUUUAUACUUGUCAGGCUUUAACCACAAGCAUAACAUAGCAAUGUAUUGGAAUAUGUUUGAGGUGGCUUUUUUGUUGAUUUUCAGAUACCUAGCUAAAUGCUACACUAAAACUCAGGGGGCGUCAUCUAAAGCCAGCUGAAGACAAUGGUAAGACUCCCAUUGAUUUCAAUGGGCUUUGGAUCAGGUCCAUAGCACUCAAGAAUUUACUUUGUCCUUAUAUUGGCCUAUCAUGGCUUCUCUCUCUAUUGACCUGAAACUUCAGCUAUCCAUUUGUCUCUAAAUAUCUUUUAAAGAAACCAUCACAGAAGUCCCGUACCUGACUAGUGAUCAUGGUUGUUUUGUUUUGUUUUAAAGAACUGUGUAGAUUUUGUGGCCAGUUCCUCCUCAUGCCCUUGCAAGUAGCUCUGUCCAUCCCUUUCUGUAUAUUGUGCUGUGCUAGCCAGUAAGCAGGUAACAUAUCUGAAUCUGCAUACUUUAUGUUUUUUGUUUGUUAACUUGUUCAUUGUUUAUCAGGCACAAAGUUUUGCAAAUAGGUCUUGCUGGCCAUUUCCACAUUUCUAUUUGCACUGCAGUAGAACGUGUGUGUCUGGAAAAAAAUUUCGACUAUGAAGAACAUUUACAAAGUAAACCUUGUGCAGGGGAAGCCUAGAGUAUGAUUUACAAUCGCAAACCUUGCAUACUGAGUGGACCAAACAAGAUGAUGUCUCCCUUAAAACUAAUCUCCUUUGAAGCUGCAGUGAAAAGAUUAGAAAAUCUAUGAAGUGUAACCAUAGCUCUGUGUUCACACUUCCCAUUUACUACAACGUGCAGCAGGCAUCUAUGAUUUAAAAAGAACUAUGAUCCUAAGUUAUGAGAGUCCAAGGCAUCUUACUGCUGGACAGCAAAAAUAAAACACAAAACUCAUUCAGCUUAAUAUCCUUUAACAAAACUACCAUUUCUUUACUCGCAGUACAAAGGCUUGCUAAGCAUUGCCAAGAAAUUUGUCUUUUGUGGCUCUCAACAAUCUAGUGCCUCUGUGUCAGAGUGUUUCAUGAUGGUGUGUACAUUGAUCAAGCUAUUAUACCUAGAAUUUAUCAUCGGAUUAAUGCCUGUUUUCAGAGCUUUGACCAUUUUUAUUGUUUAUUGCUAGUUAUUAUUUUACAGCUUAAUAUGCUUUAUUGCUGUAUGUUUUUUGGGUUUUUUUUUUGUGAUUCUAACUUUAUGGCUUUCAGGAUCACAUUUUUCAACAAGUCUGUCUGGAUUUUUGUCCAUUUUGUUUCAAGUUAUUCCGAAAUAUGUACAGCACUAUCCACAAUAUUUAAUCCUUCAUUUAAAUUUUAUUGUUGUAAAAACAGGUCUAUUAAAAGAAAAAGUCUUUUUACAACUGUAUUGGAACUUCUCAGUAGCUGUUUAUGUGAAGCUGUGACAAACCUGGCUUGCUUUAAAGACUUUUUUAUUUUCCUUUAACACAAUCAACCUGUUGCUUAUUUUCCAACAUAACUCCCAGUUAUAUACAGGAGAAGAAGAUUUCAUCUGUUGUGUAUCUGCCUCUUUUAAUUGAGCAAAUGGUGAUGUCCUAGUUUUUAGACCUAAGGUCUGUUAUUGCAAUACUUUUAAAGAAAGAUGUUGCUCUAAUUGCUGUUGUUAGUUUUAAAUACAGAUUUUAUGCUUGUUCUUAAUAUGCUCUGGUCAAACCAUAGCACAAAAUUAUUAAAAAUCAUGAAAUAACA